AUGCAUGCAAUUUCGCGACAUUCUGAAGAUCUGCUCCGUGACGUCAUCACAACCAUGACGUCGCGUGGAAUAACAAGUUCAACUCUGCCUUGCAUUCUGUACGACAUCGGCAGAAUGAAGGCUCGGUCAAAACCACCAUUAGAUAUUGAUAUGGGAGACUCGAAUACAUUUCGUUUCGGAGAAAAAGUACCAAGAGUUCGUUUUAAGGAGCCAAUGAAAUGCCGGGAGAAACUUUUACGUUAUCCCGGUGUGGAUGACAUGCUGAGUAGUGGUGGUAUCAGGAAAGAACCACUUGUACCUUAUGAAGACAAUGAAACCAAGGUCGAUCCUGACCAAUAUCUGCAACGCGGGGAAAAGAGAACGGAAGUAGACGAAAGCCUAUUGGAGAAUUAUAUUGGCAGAAUCUGCCUUUCUGCUGCUAUGGACGAGAAAGACAAUUACGGAAUCAUGGAUCCUUACGAUGGACACGUAACAAAUCCGGAAUCCCUCUUGCAAGCACUCGAGGAAAGUCGCUUCGAGAAGAAAACAAAAAAGGACAAGAAGGGAAAAUGGAACAAGAAGGAAAAAAGAAGAAAAAUGGCGGAAGAAUAUUUGACAGCAGACAAUUCCGAACAAUCAACAAUACCGGUUUUGACGAUUCCCCUGAAGGAGUUCCGACAUCUUAUCAACUCGGAAGUUGAGUCUAAGGCACGAGUAAUUCACGACUAUUACUUGUACCAGUGGGAUAGCAUGCAGAGAGAUCGGAUAGAUGCCUACAGGAGUCUUAUUACGUGGAAAGACCAGUAUGAGCAGGUGAAUAUCUUAUUGUGUCGAGCAAGACUAGAACUCGAGCGGAUGACUCUAUCACGUGAUUCUCUGGUGUCCGAGAUCGAGAAUAUCAAGAAAAACAAACGGAGGCGAAGUGGUGCUCAGCGGAGACGGACGCGAGAACUUGCUUCAAAAUCAAAGUCUAGCGCACAGGCGGAGAAUGAUGACCCUUCUACGUCCAGAAAUAUUGAAAGCAGCCAAAGCCUCGAAGAAGAUUGUUCUCGUUGA
Messenger RNA from Ylistrum balloti, 1035 nucleotides. RefSeq lists its product as uncharacterized. The coding region runs from base 1 to 1035 and encodes 344 amino acids. NCBI's taxonomy places the organism in Eukaryota, Metazoa, Mollusca, Bivalvia, Pectinida, Pectinidae. The record is from RefSeq and is a predicted model, not a curated record. The transcript has 5 exons.